Messenger RNA from Verticillium nonalfalfae, 1041 nucleotides. It is a transcript of the gene ERG3, whose product is annotated as c-5 sterol desaturase. Gene Ontology annotation, molecular function: oxidoreductase activity; iron ion binding. The transcript has 3 exons. Gene Ontology annotation, biological process: lipid biosynthetic process. NCBI's taxonomy places the organism in Eukaryota, Fungi, Ascomycota, Sordariomycetes, Glomerellales, Plectosphaerellaceae. Bases 1 to 1041 code for a protein of 346 amino acids. The record is from RefSeq and is a predicted model, not a curated record.
AUGGAUAUUGUACUUGAAAUUGCAGAUACAUUCGCUGCCGACCACCUCUACGCCUGGCUACUUCCGGCACGCCAGGCUCCUUAUGACAUCUCUCUAGACCCCCCUUCCAACAUCACAUCAAGUACAUUCUUGGCAUGGCAAUACAAGCCUGCUACUCGGUGGAUGUACCUCGAACCAACAGACGCUGCCUUUGCGAGCUCGUGGGACAGAGACAACAUCGUCCGUCAGCUCAUCACCCUUUACACCAUCACUGUGGUCUUUGGGUUUCUCAUCUACUUCAUAUUUGCCUCGCUCUCGUACGUCUUUAUCUUCGAUAAAAAGAAUCUUACCCACCCCAAAUUCCUCAAAGAUCAAAUCCGGCUCGAGAUGAUGCAGGCUGUCCAGGCCAUGCCUGUGAUGGCCCUUUUUACGGCCCCCAUGUUCGUGCUGGAGGUCAGGGGUUACGCCAGGCUCUACGACACCACCGAGGAGGGGCCAGGUCGAUGGUACGACUUUGCGCAGUUCCCAGUCUUCAUACUCCUUACCGACCUGCUCAUCUAUUGGAUUCAUCGUGGCCUGCACCAUCCAACGGUCUACAAGCGCCUGCACAAGGCCCAUCACAAAUGGAUCAUGCCUACACCCUAUGCCAGUCACGCCUUCCACCCACUGGAUGGUUUCGCUCAGUCUUUUCCUUAUCACAUUGUGCCAAUGGUCGUUCCUCUGAACAAAUGGGCUCACGUGGGGCUGUUCAUAUUCGUCAACUUCUGGUCCAUUCUCAUCCACGAUGGAGAGUACCUCGCUGACAACCCCGUCAUUAAUGGAUCUGCAUGUCACACAGCACACCACCUGUAUUUCAACUAUAAUUAUGGACAGUUCACCACCCUCUGGGACCGGUUGGGAGGAAGCUACCGCAAGCCGGAUGGAGCCUGGUUCGACAAAAACAUGAAGAUGUCUGAGACGACUUGGAAAUCCGGAAUCGAGGAGAUGGAGGCAAUUCAAAAACAGGUUGAAGGCGAAGAUGAUCGCACCUACAACACAGAAGAUGCCAAAAAGACGAAGUGA